Molecule: messenger RNA, 3297 nt
Organism: Monopterus albus (swamp eel)
Lineage: Eukaryota; Metazoa; Chordata; Actinopteri; Synbranchiformes; Synbranchidae
Gene: cry1a
Product: cryptochrome circadian regulator 1a
Exons: 14
Coding region: 273-2165 (630 amino acids)
Biological process (GO): circadian regulation of gene expression; negative regulation of DNA-templated transcription; entrainment of circadian clock by photoperiod
Cellular component (GO): cytoplasm; nucleus
Molecular function (GO): DNA binding; FAD binding
Source: RefSeq, a predicted model, not a curated record
GUUUUCUAAAUUUCUCGACAUUAUGGAAAAGGUUCUGUUAGAGCAAGGCUAAUUAAACAGCUGGACUGCAUUACUGAAGACAAAGGUUACAUGCUAAAAUAGCAUACAAGGACUUUUCUUUGAACGAUUUUUGGAUUCCUACUGGAAUUGUUUUUGCCUCUUCUUAUUCGUGGAUGCAAUUAAAACUGUUGGAGAGAGUGGGAAUAAAAGUGGACUGAUCACAAAAGACUUGAUAUUGUUCUAAAAGGAAAAAGGCCGCGACCACUUGAGUAAUGGUCGUUAAUACGAUCCACUGGUUCAGGAAGGGCUUGCGGCUUCACGACAACCCGUCGCUCAAGGAAUCUCUGCUGGGAGCGGACACUGUCCGCUGCGUCUACAUCCUUGACCCCUGGUUCGCGGGAUCGUCCAACGUUGGGAUCAACAGGUGGAGGUUCUUGCUGCAGAGUCUUGAGGACUUAGACUCCAGCCUCCGAAAGCUCAACUCUCGUCUGUUUGUGAUACGAGGCCAACCCACUGAUGUCUUUCCCAGGCUUUUCAAGGAAUGGAAGAUUACUCGUCUGUCAUAUGAGUAUGACUCUGAGCCCUUUGGGAAAGAACGAGAUGCAGCUAUUAAGAAGCUGGCCUCUGAGGCUGGAGUGGAGGUGACUGUUCGCAUCUCCCAUACACUCUAUGACCUGGACAAGAUCAUAGAGUUGAAUGGGGGUCAGUCGCCCCUCACCUACAAGCGAUUCCAGAGCCUCAUCAGUUGUAUGGAUGCAGUGGAGGUGCCCGCAGAGUCCAUCACAGCUGAGAUCAUGGGAAAAUGCACUACGCCACUGUCUGAAGACCAUGAUGACAAGUUUGGGGUUCCCUCUCUGGAGGAACUGGGUUUUGAUACUGAGGGUCUGUCUUCAGCUGUGUGGCCAGGGGGAGAGACCGAAGCCCUCACCAGACUUGAGAGGCAUUUGGAGAGGAAGGCGUGGGUGGCCAACUUUGAGCGUCCCAGAAUGAACGCCAACUCACUGCUUGCCAGCCCAACCGGCCUCAGCCCAUACCUGCGCUUCGGCUGCCUCUCCUGUCGCCUUUUCUAUUUCAAACUCACAGACCUCUACAGGAAGGUGAAGAAGAACAGCUCCCCCCCUCUUUCACUCUACGGUCAGCUGCUGUGGCGUGAGUUCUUCUACACAGCGGCCACCAACAACCCCUGCUUUGACAAGAUGGAGAAUAACCCCAUCUGCGUUCAGAUCCCCUGGGACCGCAACCCUGAGGCACUGGCCAAAUGGGCGGAGGGCCGGACCGGCUUCCCCUGGAUCGAUGCCGUCAUGACCCAGCUGAGGCAGGAGGGUUGGAUCCACCACCUGGCCAGACAUGCCGUGGCCUGUUUCCUGACUAGAGGAGAUCUGUGGAUCAGCUGGGAGGAGGGCAUGAAGGUGUUUGAGGAGCUGCUGCUGGAUGCAGACUGGAGUGUGAAUGCAGGCAGCUGGAUGUGGCUCUCCUGCAGCUCUUUCUUCCAGCAGUUCUUCCACUGCUACUGCCCUGUGGGUUUUGGUCGACGCACAGACCCCAAUGGAGAUUACAUACGGCGCUACCUGCCCAUUCUGAGGGGAUUUCCAGCCAAGUAUAUUUAUGAUCCCUGGAAUGCUCCGGAGAGUGUGCAGAAGGCAGCCAAAUGCAUUAUUGGUGUGCAUUACCCCAAGCCCAUGGUGCACCAUGCAGAAGCCAGUCGCCUCAGCAUUGAGCGAAUGAAACAGAUCUACCAGCAGCUCUCCUGUUACAGAGGCCUUGGCCUUUUGGCUACAGUUCCAUCCAACUCCGGUGGUAAUGGGAAUGGUAACGGUGAGACAUCAUCAGAUGGGAUGGGAUUCCCUGUUGAAGCUACACACAGUGCCACAACUGCGUCUAGCUAUCAGAUGCCGGUUCACUCCCAGGGAGACUGGCAAAGUGGUGUUAUGAUGUACCUGCAGGGGGGUCCACAAACCAGUAUCAGCACACAGCAGCAGGUUUCAGGUUGUGCAGGCAACAGUUCCAGCAUGAUGUGUUACAGCCAAGGCACCCAGCAUAUUCCUGCUCCUGUCAUUCAGAAAGGGCCUGAACACCACUCCACCACUCAGACCACUGGCAAACGGCACAGCAAGGAUUCUGGAAAUGGCAAAUGCUCUAAAGUACAGAAACAGAGUAGUCACUAGAAAGGACUGUAUGCAGACUUACUGACCGUUACGCUGUGUAUACACAGUGGACGCCAGGACUUUUUCAUUACAGCACUACAGUGUCGCAUGAACACACCUUCAAGAGGAGCAUCCAAAACCCAUCAUUAAACACAUUCACAAGUAAACGCUUCUCAAGUAAUCAGACUGUAUUUUAUCAUAUGGACUGCAUGGCCCAGGCAGUGCUGACAUGACCGGAGAGGGUGUUGUUACACUGUGCUUAUCUUUUGGUUAAUAUUGUUGGCAAAAAAAGUCCUUGUGUAUAUAUAGAAUUAGCUCAUUUCAGCUCACAUACAACUUGUACAUAUUUGGAUAUUGUAUGUGCAUUUUUUUUCUCUCUUUGUGUAGCCAUAGACCUAUUGAUAUAUUUUUGAUAUGGGAAAUCAUAGUGGAUUGAUCCUUCUUUUUGGAAAAUUUUCAAAAAGACCGUCUAUUCCAAAAAAAAAGGUGAGAAAUCCUGUAUCUCUGCUAAUACAGCUGCCUGUCCUCUCAUUUAUUCUACUUCCCAUUUUCUCCUUUUUGAGCCAGCCCAUGUAUCUCAACAGAUGUGUUAAUUUCUCAACAGAUGUGAUAAUUUCCUUUCUCUCAGUACUAGUUGGCUCGUUGUAUUCCUUACCACUGUAGAGACAGUAUCACUAUGACAUUAACUGUCAAUUUAUUUCCCUUAUCAGUGGUACGUACUUGAGAAAAGGUGGCAGAAAUACAGUCUUCAUACCAUGGUGUCCCCCCUGUAUAUUCCCCAGUAAACCUGCCACUGGAGAGAGCUGCUCCACUUAUUUCUUCUCAAUGUGUUUGUUUAAUUAAAACCUGGUUAAAGAGACAAAUGGUUUCAGUUGUGGGGGUUUUUUGGCUCCAAAGUGUUAAAUGUCAAACUGUUGUAUAUUUAAGCAAUGAAAUGAACCCGACUGAUGCGGUGCUUUUACUCUAAACCACAGUUAAAGGUAAUGCAGAUUGUGAUACAGUGCUGUACAUCAGUAACACAAAUUAUUCAGUCAUACUAAUAGCCCAUUGGUAGAUUUUAUACUGUACAUAAAGUCAGUAUAGGCAUAGGAUAGAUUGCACUGAAGACAUCAUUUACAAACUGACAAAAAAAUAAGGUAUUAAAAUACAUACG